This is a messenger RNA of Pelobates fuscus (common spadefoot toad), 862 nucleotides long. RefSeq names its product cytoglobin (gene CYGB). Gene Ontology annotation, biological process: oxygen transport. The record is from RefSeq and is a predicted model, not a curated record. Gene Ontology annotation, molecular function: oxidoreductase activity; oxygen binding; heme binding. The transcript is spliced from 3 exons. The coding region runs from base 259 to 780 and encodes 173 amino acids. NCBI's taxonomy places the organism in Eukaryota, Metazoa, Chordata, Amphibia, Anura, Pelobatidae.
ACGGGAGAUGAGAUGUUUGCUCCCUGCCUCAGCAUUCUGACAAUGCCUUGAAAUAUCUUACUUUUGAUCAGUUUAUUUCUGGGCUGAGAAUCACACACAGGCACACACACGGCAGCUAUGGACAGAGCUGGGAGGUCUGACAGUUAGACAGCUCUCUGCACAGACACCCACAUUACUCCCCAUUUUCAAUAAGCUCUGCAGGGGGCUCUCAUUCUUCCUUGGGAGUGUGUGUGUGUGUAAUUUCAUCCUGACGACUCCAUGGAGAAAGUCCAAGGAGAGAACGACACGGAGAGGUGGGAUAGGCUGGAAGAGAUUACGGAGAGCGAGAGAGGUAUUAUCAAGGAGACCUGGGCACGCGUGUACGCCAACAGUGAGGACAUCGGGGUGGCUAUCCUGAUCAGGUUCUUCGUCAGCUGUCCCUCUGCCAAGGAGUAUUUCAGCCAGUUCAAGCAUAUGGAAGAUCCGCUGGAGAUGGAAGGCAGCGUACAGUUGCGUAAGCAUGGCCGACGAGUGAUGGGUGCAGUCAACAGUGUUGUGGAAAACCUAGAAGAUGCAGAAAAGCUGACUACAGUCCUAUCAAUUGUGGGGAAAAGCCACGCACUGAAGCAUAAAGUGGAUCCUGUGUAUUUCAAGAUCCUGACUGGGGUGAUGCUUGAGGUGAUUGCAGAAUACUACGCCAAAGAUUUCACCCCUGAAGUACAGCUAGCUUGGAACAAAGUACGAAACAACAUUUACACUCAAGUACAGGCAACAUACAAGGAGACGGGCUGGAAGCAGUAAAUCCAUGUGAGCCAACUAAUCACCAAGAGAGGACCGAGCCAAGGACUUCAGAUCACCCCAACCUGGGGCAGUUGGAGUGCAG